Triplophysa rosa is the source of this 2222-nucleotide messenger RNA. RefSeq names its product natural killer cell receptor 2B4-like. Lineage: Eukaryota; Metazoa; Chordata; Actinopteri; Cypriniformes; Nemacheilidae. The coding region runs from base 283 to 1317 and encodes 344 amino acids. The record is from RefSeq and is a predicted model, not a curated record. The transcript is spliced from 5 exons.
CUUCACUUAAUUGAAACUUUAUUCUUGAAAUAUAUCAAACCGUCAUCUGAUAAAAGCUCACAGGGUGAGAUGAAGAGAUUCAGCUGAUCUUCCUACUCACAUUUGGUCAGAUCCCCGAGGUUCAGUCAGAGUUCAGAACAUUACAAUUUCAAAUAAAUCUGUGUUAUACUCCCACUCUAUAAGAGUUACUCAUACAACUAUAAUAAAGAAAGUUUGUGCGUUAAAGUUUUCCCUCAGUUUGACGCAGAGAUCAGAAGCGCGUUCACGCGAGCGCCGGUAGUUAUGUGUGUCGGAAGGAAAUCAGACAGUUUCUGUCACAUUACAAAUGACGCUUAUUUUUCUUCACACACACCUCUGCAGAAUAUGGUUCGUGUACUUGCUCUUGUGCACUUAUGUUUGUGGCAUUUCGACGGUGUGUUUGGUGAUGAAGUGAAGUCAGUGAUGGAGGGAGACACUGUCACCUUAUAUACUGAUGUUACUGAACUACACACACAUGAUGUGAUCCAGUGGAUGUUUGGUGUUCAGCGUCCAGAUGAGAUUAUAGCUGAAAUCAACACAGAAAUCAAUAUUAAAUCAAUCAAUGAGAGAUUGAAGAAUCACUUACAGUUGAAUCCUCAGACUGGAUCUCUCAUCAUCACAAACAUCACAACUCAACACACUGGACUUUAUCAACUAGAGAUCAUCAGAAAUACUGUUCAAAACAAACACUUCAAUGUUACUGUGUAUGCUCGUCUGCCUGUUCCCGACAUCUCCAGAGUCUCUUCUCAAUGUUCUUCAUCAUCUUCAUCAUCAUGUUGUUGUGUGUUGUGUUCAGUGGUGAAUGUGUCACAUGAUGUGAGCGUCUCCUGGUACAAAGGAAAGAGUUUAUUGUCCAGCAUCAGUGUGUCUGAUCUCAACAUCAGACUCUCUCUACCUCUGGAGGUGGAAUAUCAGGACACAAACACAUACAGAUGUGUGGUCAACAAUCCCAUCACAAACCACACACAACAUCUACACAUCACUCACCUCUGUCACACGUGCGCAGCACAUUGGGUAGUACCAGUGUCUUGUGCUGCUGGAUCUGUGAUGAUCGCAGCUGCACUUCUGAUCUUCUGCAUCUGCAGGAAACACAGACAAACACAACAACACGAAACAGUUCAGACUGAUGAAGAGGAGAUCACUUAUGCAGAUCCAACAUUCUGUAAAAGACGUGCACAUCAACCGGUGAGAUCAUUCAUGUCGUGUGUGCUUCACAUUUACAUGCAUGUGUAUGUAAUGAUCCAUUCUAAUGUCAUGAGAAGAGACUUUGUUUCGAAAUGCAAGUACCAGUAUCAGUAAACAGAUAUGAAUUCAAGUGCAUAUAGACAGUUUCAUCUUAACAACAUAAACAACCGUUACUGCGCAUGCGCACUUCUGUGACCCCAACUGAACUUCCGGUACACGUUCACAAACAAUAGAGUCUGUAGAUUAUUUCUGAUAACAUCAAAAGAAACCUUGGUUAUACUCGUCUCUCUAAUAUUUCGAAUUUAGACUGCGAUACCAAGCUCAACCGCUAGAUGUCAGUGUGCCACACGCUCUCUUUAAAUGCGUCAAAACUACAGGACCCUUUCAACAAAUUGUGUAUUGAAUAAAAUGAACAUACGACAAAACUCAACAAAUCAUUUAUUUAAUAUAAUUAUUAUACAGUAAAAUAAUAAUGAAUUAAUAUUACCAUAAAUAAAAUAAAAGAUAAAUAGUUAUAUUAUUAGACACUAGCCAAACACAAACCGGAAGUUAACUAGGGGUCAGGCGCGCACGCGUCCUAUGAGACGGUCUAUAACAUAACAUUAUAUCUCAUGAAACAGAACCCAAGUGCAGACGGCUCUCAACAAAAAUACCUUUUAUUUAACAUGGGACAAAACAUAACUCAAAAUCCCUCGAGGGCGAAAACAAGAACAAUAAACUUGCCGGAGAAGCCAGACCGGUGCGACAGGAACAAGACGGGGAUGUAGACAAACGGUCCAGCACAGGGCAGCAAACACAGGUCAUUAAAUAGGGAAGCAACUAAGGAGAGGUAAUGAGGGAGACAGGUGUAGGGCGUGAAAUAAUGAGGGGAUAAUGAAUAAGGAAACAAGGGGGUGGGGCUAAGACAAGACAUGGGGCUGUUAUGAUCCUGUCAGCCUGAACUAGAAAAACAACUACAAAAAGGACAAGAUCAUGACAAUUAUAUCUUACCAAAUCAUUUCAUAUCUCUUACCUUCGUG